This is a messenger RNA of Scomber scombrus (Atlantic mackerel), 7595 nucleotides long. RefSeq names its product PALM2-AKAP2 fusion protein. The coding region runs from base 293 to 4297 and encodes 1334 amino acids. The record is from RefSeq and is a predicted model, not a curated record. Gene Ontology annotation, cellular component: membrane. The transcript is spliced from 15 exons. NCBI's taxonomy places the organism in Eukaryota, Metazoa, Chordata, Actinopteri, Scombriformes, Scombridae. Gene Ontology annotation, biological process: regulation of cell shape.
GCAAGCAGCGGGGCUGAGUAUGAGGCACAUGGCCAGUGAAUGAGAGAUCUUUGCGUCCUCUCAGCGCGAGCUCCUUGUUCCACUCUCUCCUCUCUCUGUGGUUGGAUUACUGCUGAGGAAGGACCUUGUCUGGAUACUCCUCCUUCUCCUCCUCUUCUUCUCCUUCUAUUCCCUUUCUCCUCUACUUCUCUCCUUUCUCUGUCUCGCUGAGGGACUCCAGCUCUCUGCCUUCCCCAAAGUCUCACCUCUCGUUCUCCUUUCAUUCCCCUCUCCCCUGGUUUCCCCCCUCAGGAUGUCGUGUGAGGAGGCUCAGCUCCACAAAGAGAGGCUGCAGGCCUUGGCGGAGAAGCGAAAACGGCAAACUGAGAUUGAAGACAAAAGAAGUCAGCUCGAUGACCUGGUGCUGCAGCUACAACAUCUCAAGUCCAAAGCCAUGCGCGAGCGAUGGCUCCUCCAGGGGAUGGGAGUGGAGGAAGAGGAGACUCGGCGGAAACAGCUGGAACAGGAUGAAGAACAAGGAAAGCGGCUGGAAGACAUGAUACAUAGGCUGGAGUCUGAAAUUGGUACACUUGAGAGUGAAGAGUCUCAGAUCUCGGCCAAAGAGCAGGUGCUACGGGAACGCCUGAAAGAAACGGAGCGCUCGAUAGAAGACCUGCAGAAGAGUCUGAUGAUCCAGGAUGGAGAUGCCAUCGGCUGUAUGUCCGCCCCUUUCUCGGACUGCACGGACCACGAUCCCAACCACCUCGUCCUGGCCACGCAGCCCCGGACCGGCCCACCUGCCUCUGGAGAGCACGCCAUACCAAGACCUGCAAUGUUUGCCAUGGAGAUCAACGUGCAGCAUGACCCACAAACUGGCGAGCAGCGUAUCCUGUCAGCCAACCGUGUGAGCCCGCUGGAUGCAGCAUCACGUGGCGUCAAAGUCUACGACGAUGGCAGGAAAGUUGUGUAUGAGGUCACUUCCUCUGGAGGUGUGUCCACCACCACCGUUGAGAAUGGUUGGAGCUCAGCGCAGGUUGACCAGCUGAUCCAGCGAGCUGCCAGACCUGCUGUACGAGGAGAAGAUGGCGGGAAAGGUCAGGUGUUGGUGACCCCAGCUGCCCCGCAGGCCUAUGUCUCCCCCGCAGAUAUAGAUGAUCUGUCCCCACCCUCCUGCGCCCCGCCAUCCAUCCCUUCAAGCCCGCCAGCCCAGGUCACCCUCCAGAGGGAGACUCGUCUGGGCAUGAUGCCCCCCUCCUCUGCUCCAAUCACGACCCAGCCCAGUUCCACAGUCCACCCGGGCGACGAGAUCUCCUCCCCACCCCAAGCCAGUGCAGAGCACCCAGUCACCAUGGUGUUCCUCGGCUACCAGGACGUUGAGGACACGAGCGAGAGCAGGCGGCUGCUAGGCUUUGACGGUGCCGUGAAGGCCGAGGUGGUUCUGAUCGACGAAGACGAUGAGAAAUCUCUGAGGGAGAAGACGGUCACUGACCUAUCCAUCAUCGACGGCACAGCGGCAGACCUCGUGUCAGGGCGGCCGGCCACAUCUGAGGCCGCCAGCACAGAACUGUCAUCUGACGGCCGUGACCCCGACAGCACCUCCUCACCCCCAGCGAAUCCUGACGCCACCACGCCCCCCCCACCUGGCCUCACCCCCCCCACAGGCUAUGACCAAACACCAGGGGUUGCCGUGACAACAGCAAAUGGGUAUCAAGCUCCAAUUCCAGCCAGACAUCCUCACACUGCCAUGAAAUCGUGGCGGGCAGCCGAUGAUGUCAGUGACACAAUACCGAAAGAGCGAGCCCUGAAGAGCGUCAGUUUCCAGGAAUCGGUCAGCGUUAUCACUGACAGGCCCAUAACCAUGGAACUGGAAAGCCAGCAGAUCCAACAUGGCUGCUUCAGCAGCCCCGGUAACGGACCCCACAAUGCAGUUGGUGUGAAAGUAGAGACUUCAGACAGCGAGGUGGUGCAGGAGAUCUGCUACCUGGACCAGGUGUUAGAUGCCGCCUCAGAAACACCCACAAAUGGAAAUUCCUCCCCAUCUGAACCAAUCAGCAUAGAUGGAAACUCUCCUUCUGUAUGCGUGUCAGCCUCCUCUCCUGUCAAUCACCAGUCAAUCAUUGUGGAGGGACAGAGACAAACAACCUUCCUCCACGAGGAGGAGUCCCCUGUGAGGACCAACGGGCAUGUGCAGGCGGAGGAGUCAGGCCGCAGCAGGGCCAAGUUUGAGCUGAGAGCAUUUCAGGAGGAGCGACGGCCCGCAAAACUCUUCACCCCCGGAGAGGAGCAGGAGGUCAGAGUGACGAGGAGACGACCCUCAGAUGAGGUACAGGAGUUGGAGCGUGAGCGUCAGGAGCUGAUCAAAGACCAGGCAGUGAAGAAAAACCCUGGCAUCGCCACGCGCUGGUGGAAUCCUCCUCAGGAGGUUCCUUUGGAGGAGCAGCUGGAUGCAGAUCAGCUUGAGUCCCUCAAGAAAUACCAGGAGAGGAAACAGCAGAAACAGAUUAAUACUUAUGCAUACAUACCGCCGCAGCUGUCAGGCCCUCCCUCAGUGGUAACUUUUGACCCCGAUCUAACCAGGAAGGAGGACAUCGUGGAGAAACAGAUCGACUUUUCGUCUGCCAGGAAGCAGUUUCUGCAAGGGGGGUCAACCAAGAAGGACGUUGCUCCUCACCUGUAUUCCGCCAAACCUUUCAAAUCAACAGUCAGAAGCAGUCAAGGGAGCGUUGACGUUGUUGCCGAAACUGGAGAGAGUCACGUGACCUGGUGUGACGAAGGAAUUGGAGGAGAAUUUACUUGUGCUCGAGCUGUGAUGACAAUCUUGCGUGAGGACGAGGAAAAGAGUCAUUUCCAGUCAGGCUUUCACCCAGAGGAGUCUGACUCAGGAUUGGACGAGUUAUCUGUCCGCUCUCAGGACACUACUGUGUUUAGCUUGGAUAAUGUUUCCGACAGCGGGGCUUCACUACCCCCGACCCCAUUGCCGCUUACACCUGUGUCACCACCUACUCCCCAGCCUACCACGCCAGUCAACGGGCAGACCAGUGGCAGUCCAACAGAUAACGAGCUACAGUACCAAGCGGGGGUACUUGUCCAAAGUGCCAUCCAAAAUGCCCUGGCAGCUCAGAAUGGAGAGGAGUGGCAGUCAUCGCUGCCUGACUUGAAUUCUUCACAGCUGAGCACCCCUGUCUCUCCAUCCUCAGCAUCUACAAAUAGCCCAGUGCCAGUUUCUUCCUCCCCUGUGUCUUCAGUUGGAGCCCCCAGUUUCCGGUCACCUGUGUCCUCCAGCCCUGCUCCAUCCAACCCGUCCCCCCAGCCAGACAGGCAGUCAGAGGUGAGAGUUGUUUUCCAAGAGACAGCCUCAGAAUCACAGCAGGCUCAGCAGCAGCAACAGUCCUCCAGUCCAGCACCACAUCUCCAGACGCCUUCUCCACCUCCCGCUCAACCCAUCUCACCACCACAGAGACCCAAAGACGGGGGCCCCAGGAUCAAAAUCCAGUCCUCUUACGCCAGAGCGCUUGCUUCCUCAGCUCCGGCUCCGGCUCCGGCUCCAGCUCCUGCUCCUGCUCCUGGACCGACUGCAGCAGCUCCUGUCGCCAGGCCAACCCCAGUCUACCGUCCCCCUUCCCCUCCAAGCCCGGAGAAACCCGAGUUCAGCUACUUCAGUAAAUAUUCAGAGGCGGCAGAACUGCGGAGCACAGCAGCAGCAGCACGAGGCCCUGAGGCGGAGUCUACAGCCAGCGGCCCGUUCCGCCUGCGCUCCAAGAAGCAGCGGACUUUGUCCAUGAUCGAGGAGGAGAUCCGAGCAGCUCAACAGAGGGAGGAAGAGCUGAAGAAACAGAGGGAGACGCAGCCUGUCGUCACUGCCCGGCCCGCCAGCUCUUCCAGCAGCAGUCAUGGACCCAAAAGGACGGGGAUGAGGCCAACCACUAUAUCCCCAGCAGAUAAGAUGAAGAGCAACAGCCUGCCAAGCAGACUCACACUGACAGCGAGGACAGCACCAGGAAAGAUCGAGAAGGUUCGCCCCGCACCACCUGUCUCACCAUCACCCUCAGAAGGAGCCCUGUCUGAUGCUGGCAGCGAGGACUCUGGAGGAUCUCGACCCAAAAACUUCAUGCAGACUCUCAUGGAAGACUAUGAAACACACAAGGUGAAGAGGAGGGAGAAGUUGGAUGACAACAGUGUUCUGGAGGCCACGCGUGUCACCAGGAGAAAAAGCGACAUGGCGCUGAAGUGGGAAGCCGGCAUCUACAACAAUGAGGAUGGAGAGGAUGGAGAGGAAGAAGAGGAAGAAGAGGAGGAGGAGGAGGAGGAGGAGGAGUAAACUGCUCCUUUUGGAGACAGUUGGGGACUGAGUGGAAAGGAGGAGGAAGAAGAGACUGAAGGAAAAAGCAAAUAGGAGGAGAGGAGAAGGAAAAAAAAGACAUGGAAAGAAACAGUAUUUAUUUUACUAAUAGUAUUCUGAUGAUCACAUGACCCACUGGCUCGACCAAUGGGAGCUCACCGAGGAGGUGAAGCUGUGAUGUAAUUGGACCUGAGAUUGAAGGCAGUAAGAGUAUGUUAAGCAUGUGAGAGACAUUUGAAGUGUUGAGGUGAGUUUGGAGAGGAAGGAUCAGUGACGCAAGAGACACUUUGGAAGGUUUUACGGUGGUUUAAGAGGAGUUUAAAUAUGAUUUUUUUAAUGAGCUGAUAGACGCUGAAUGAGUUAAAUAUUCAUAGGAUUUUCACUUUCAUUAUUGAAAUAGGGGCUGAGAUCUGAAGAUUUUAUUUGGAGAGGUUGCCUGAGACUUUUUGAGGAGGGUUUCGGUGACUGUGCUUGAUAAUGACGCCGAUCACCAAGCAAUCAUGAUGUAUUAGUGAGGCCUCAUCACACACUACUUUCAGAAUCGACUUGCAGGGAGACAGGGAUUUGAACCAAACGGAACCAUUUAUUAUGUGCAUCCUGCAGUGCCACAGCACAGACAUAACACACAACAUGUUAGUUGGAGCUCUUGCAUUACCUUCAGGCAUCUGCAGUACAUUAAAUCUCUCGUAAGUGCCGACUUGAAGGUCAGCAUCCUUCAACGCUCGUGAGGAAACUUGCAAAACUUACUUCUGAUUAGCAUCGACUUUGCCUUAGACCGUCUGUAAUAGUUGGAUGCACGAUAUGUAUGACGUAUUUUAUCUUCUAUCCCGUAUUGCUACAGAUUCCGUAGAGAAAAUAAGCAACCACAUUAGAUAGAAAGUCUGUCCGCAAACACUAUUCUGCAGUGACCUCUUGUCCAUAAAGCGCAGUAAGUUCAAACAGGAGUAGACCAGCAGGGAGGAGGGAAGCUAACUGCGGGUCAUGUUUGCGUCACUUCAGUGUGUGUGUGUGUGUGUGUGUCUGUGUGUAUGAAUUUAAAGGGCUGGGUCGGGGGUUUUAUAUUCUAACGAAAAAUCACUUAUUCUACUUUUUGCUGGCUACGUCGCUUUGUUGACUUGUGCUUUCUGAUGUAAGCAGUUGUUCCAUGUAUUAUACUGAGGUAGGACUGUGUAUUUGAUAUAUGAACAUGUACGUUGAGAUUCCAGUAUCUGCUAUACCUUGCUAGCUGAGGAUAAAGCGUGAUGAAAAAUGUUGAAAAAAUGCUUUUUAUAAGAAGUUGUUACAACAAAACUGAAUGUUAUUUAGAGAAAAUCAGUCAGCCUAAGCGUUAUUUAAGAAGUACUAAUUGUGUGCAGGGAAUUACACUCCUUUCCUAUUUGUUAACACAACAAGCAGUGAAAAAAAAGCUUUGACUAUCAGUAGAAAGGCUCACUAAGAGGCAGAGUUGACAGGGAGUUACAUUUUUAUUACAGAAUUUAAAGUGAGCUUUUGUUUUGAAGGACAACAAAAGUCCACAGGAUGACGUGAUUUUCUGUUUUGUCAACCGGCCUCUGUGAGCGUGACGAUACUGUGGAUUUGUCCGGGUGUAGAAAACAAGGUUCAUCUUCAAAAUAGCCAAAACGAAAUAUUAGAAAUGAGUUGGAAAACGUGUGGCUGCAGAUAGAGAUAUUUUUAAACCACUUUAACCGAACAGUAGUAAUAUGAUUCUGCUCUUCGGUCUUUGUUCUCUUAAUAAUUGAAGCCAUUUGAGAUUUUUUUUUUCAGCAUCAGAAUGUCAGGAGGACGGUGAGAAAGGUUUUCCUGUCCACUAAAGGUCACAAGUCCUGUCCAAGUGUCCUUCAACAAAGCUCCGACCUGUUUUCUCACAAGUCACACUGAAUAAUAAUAAAAUCCUCAGCUAAAUGUCUGAAAUAUAAAUGUACCCUGAGGUAACCUUGCACAAAACAUAAAGAAUGACACGCAGUCACCCUCAACACUAAGUAAUGAUUCUUUAUUGUAUUUAUUGGGACAAUCCUAUCCUGUAUUAGAGUGCAGGGCAAGUUUCUCUUGGCAAAUGAUCUGACUUGGCUGUCUUUCAGUUUUGCAGUGUGAGGGAACCGCAGUGUCAAUAAGUCCACCAGCCAGAAGUGAGAACCAGGGACUUGUGCCUAUAGGUGAUUUGUCAUUUCCCGUGAGAAGAAAAACCCACGUUGAUUCCAGAGAGUCAUUGUUUUUAUAUACAUUUAAUAAUAUAUGAGAUGAAAAAAAAAAUAUUUAAAGGACUAGUGUCCCAUUUAAAAAAAAAAAAAGACUAAGAUGUUUUUGCCAUGUGGCAGAGGCACAGAGGAUCACGAAGGAGGUACAGUGUCGCAGAUGCUGAAAUGACAAUUUCACAAGAGUUAAAGGACAAACAAAAGAACGAGUUGGACUUUCAAACACUGUGACGCAAAGACUAGCUGGAAAGUAGACUGAGAAGUUUGCUUUCAUUUUAAGAUGAGGGCUCAUUGUGCUGUGUUGACAGUGAGAAUAUGGUUACUUUUUUCAAGAACAGGAUUUGAGCUGUCAAACAGUAUUAAAAGCACCUGUUGUACCCAUAUGUUGAGUUCCCUGUGAGAAAUAUUAGAUUUGGGAGGAAAACGUGACAUGAAACCUUUUUUUUCCCCAGGAUGAAUAACAGAUACAGAUUCUUUGUAUUGAACGAUAGUUUUACAGUGGCCUAUUUUGGGUGCCAGCUGAGUGUCUGCUGUUUGAGUUUUAAGCAACAAAAGCAUAUGGCUUAGUCACUAGUUUACUGUAGCUGCAGCACUACAAUGUAAAACUGUUAUUGCACACAAACACACACGCACACACACACACGAACACCGUCCUUGUUCCUGCUUCAAAGGACACAAUCAAACCACACAAUCGGUCGGAGUUCUCAUUAAAAAACACUUUUAAAAUGGUAACAGACAUCAUGCACACGCUGAGGAUUUCUUAUUGUGUGAUUCAUUAUGAUUAUUAUUAUUAUUAUUAUUAUGCUUUUGUUGUUUGAAUUCAUGGUGCAGAGAUGAUUUUAUUUAUCAUUUUAAAUGCUGGUAGCUUGUUUUUACCCUCAGAAGUGCCCGAGCUUCAGUGCGGGACUCACACUGACUGUGUGUGUGAUAAUGCAAUCUUAUUAUACAGUAUAUAACCUCUGUUCCUAUGUUAACCACUUGUAUGCUCAUAUUCUGCUUUGUUAUUUUAUAGCACAUGUAAGGCUCACAAUUACACACCUACUAUACAUAUUAUGAAUAUUUUCUCAUUAAAAACAAAACUUGUA